AUGGAGUCUGACGCUUCGGAUUUCGCGUCGAAUUCGUCGCCGAGCGGCGGCCGGGGAACCGGACGACUCAUCCGGUCACGCGCCAUGCGGUUUGUGCGGUCCCCUGUUUCAUCCCUAAUCGAGUACUCUGGCGUCGUUCGGUUGUUACGGCCGGAUUACUACUCCGAAGAAGCCCUCCCUCUCGUCGCCGAGAGUUCCAGAUCCGCCGCGAAUGGUGUAAACCCUAGCGAUUCUGGGAAUAGCCCCGGCGAGGUUUCGAUUCGGAUACUGGGGGAGCAGGAUGGAGCUGAGGGUGGAGGCGAUGGCGAGGACGGGGUGGGAUUGGGUGCGAGUGGGUCCAUGGUUGGGGACGAUGGUGCGAACGGGGAUGGACCAGGUGCUAGCGCCAGCGGUGACGCUGGUAACAGGGAAGGAUCGUCGCAGCGGAGGUAUGAUGUUCGGCGGGCUGCUAGGUGGGUCGAGCAGGUUCUUCCGUUUACACUGCUGUUGCUGAUUGUUUUUAUCCGGCAGCACUUGCAAGGAUUUGUCGUUACCAUUUUCUCCACCAUAGUCUUGUGCAAGUCUGAUGAUGUUCUGCGGAAACAGACUGCUCUAAAGGGGGAAAGGAAGAUUACUGUCCUAGUAGGUUAUUCUGCUUUCUUAAUGCUUCAUAUAUUAGGAAUCUACUGGUGUAACUGGAGCAGUGAUCUUUUCCUUCCAUUGUUGAUGAUUCCUCCAAAAGCAAUUCCACCUUUCUGGCAUGCGAUAUUCAUCAUCCUGGUAAACGAUAUAAUGGCGCGACUAGCAGCCAUGAUCCUGAAGUUUCUUUUGUUACUGUAUUAUAAGAAUGGUAAAGCCCAUAAUUUUCGCAGGCAGGGCCAAAUAUUGACCUUGGUUGAGUAUGCACUGCUUCUUUACCGUUCUUUGUUGCCAACCCCAGUAUGGUAUAAAUUCUUCUUGAACAAAGACUAUGGGAGUCUCUUUUCAUCAGUAACGACAGGAUUGUACUUAACUUUCAAGCUAACAUCAAUUGUCGAGAAAGUUCGAUCUUUAUUUGCCGCCUCGAAGGCAUUAUCCAGGAAGGAAGUUCAUUACGGAUCCCGUGCCACGCCAGAGCAGGUAAAUGCAGCUGGAGACCUGUGUACUAUAUGCCAGGAGAAAUUGCAGACACCCAUUGUGUUACGCUGCAAGCAUAUCUUCUGCGAAGACUGUGUUUCUGAAUGGUUCGAGAGAGAGCGAACGUGCCCUUUGUGCAGGUCUAUGGUUAGACCGGCCGAUCUUAAAUCGUAUGGGGAUGGAUCAACUAGUCUUUACUUCCAGAUAUUCUGA
Messenger RNA from Striga hermonthica, 1308 nucleotides. The record is from the annotation of a GenBank genome assembly. NCBI's taxonomy places the organism in Eukaryota, Viridiplantae, Streptophyta, Magnoliopsida, Lamiales, Orobanchaceae.